UAAACUUUUCCAGGAGCAGGAGAAAAUGAACACAGCCCAGGGAUCGGUGUUGUUCGAGGAUGUAUUGGUGGACUUCACCCAGAAGGAGUGGCAGUUGCUGGACCGUGCUCAGAGGCUCCUGUACAGGGAUGUGAUGCUGGAGAACUACGGGCACCUGGUGUCCCUGGGUCACUGUGUUUCCAAACCUGAGCUGAUACUCAAGUUGGAACAAGAAGAAGAACCAUGGAUAUUAAAGGGACAACUCCCAAGUGAGAGCCACCCAGAAGUCCAAAGAACUAAUAACAUGAAAGAGAUAAGCCAAGAAAAUGAAGACAAGUAUUUGAGGCAAGGUUUAUUCAUCAACAACAAAGCAUUGACUGAGGAGAGAAAUAAGACCUUCAGAGAAACACUUAAUAUGACCACAAAUCCAGUGCCCUCAAAAAAAAGAUCCUAUCAAUGUGACCCAUUUGUAACAAACUUGAAAAGUGUUUUUGAAUUAGUUAUUAGUAAUAGAAGCAGUGUGAGAAAAAAAUCUAAUGAUUUCAAUGGAUGUGGAUUCCUUACUACUGUGCAUGAGAAAACCCAUACAGGGAACAAGCCCAGUGAAAAUGAUCAAAAGAGGAAAUCCCACAGCGAGAAGUCGAACCUUACUCAACAUCAGAGAAUGCACGCAGGAGGAAAACCUGAUGAGUAUAACAGAAGGGAGGAAGCCUUGCAGAAGUCAUCCCACACUCAAAAUGAGCAAACUCAUACAGAAGAGAAAAUCUAUGACUGUAACCAGUGUGGGAAAUCCUUCCACAAAAAGCCACACCUGACUCAACAUCCAAGAACUCACACAACGGAAAAACCCAGUAAGUGUAAUGAUAGUGAGAGAGCUUGUAGUGAAAGUGGGAGGGUCUUAAGUAAGAAAUCACGCCUCACUCAAAAUCAGAGGUCUCACAAAGGGAAGAAAACCUAUGACAAUAAUAAAUGUGGGGACAGCUUCCCUAAGAAACCAGACCUUUCUCAACAUCAGAGUGUGCACACAGGAAAAAAGCCCUAUGAAUGUAGUGAAUGUGGGAAGUCCUUUUUUGUAAAGUCCAACCUCACUGAGCAUCAGAGAACUCACACAGGAGAAAAACCCUACAAAUGUCAUGAAUGUGGAAAAUCCUUCUGCCAGAAGUCAGCCCUCACCGUACAUCAGAGAACUCACACAGGAGAGAAACCCUAUAAAUGUAAUGAAUGUGGGAAAACCUUCUGUGUGAAGUCAAACCUUACUCAACAUCAAAGGACCCACACAGGAGAGAAACCCUAUAAAUGUAAUGAAUGCUGGAAAUCUUUCUGCGUGAAAUCCAACCUCAUUGUACAUCAGAGAACUCAUACAGGAGAGAAACCCUACAGAUGUCCCGAAUGUGGGAAAACCUUCUAUGAAAAGUCAGCCCUCACAAAACAUCAGAGAAUUCACACAGGGGAAAAACCCUAUGAAUGUAAUGAAUGUAGAAAAACCUUCAGCCAGAGGUCAGCCCUCACCAAACAUCAAAGAAAAAAACAUAAGAGGAAAACUCCCACCAACACUCUCCACGUGGAGAAGCCAUCCUCUGCGGUUCAUAGCCGUUGAACAUCAGCAAAAUCACAGGGCAGAACCGCUUAGAUGUCAACACAUGUAGGAAAGUCUUUAUCAAUAGGUUAGAGCUAAUUGGAAUUAGAGAAGUAAUAUAGGAGUGAAAUAGGAGCUCUCUAUGAAUGCUUUGAUUGUGUGAAAGCUCUCAAGAAGUAGUC
Balaenoptera ricei (Rice's whale) is the source of this 1737-nucleotide messenger RNA. Its product is annotated as zinc finger protein 248-like. Gene Ontology annotation, biological process: negative regulation of transcription by RNA polymerase II. Bases 26 to 1576 code for a protein of 516 amino acids. The record is from RefSeq and is a predicted model, not a curated record. The transcript is spliced from 6 exons. Gene Ontology annotation, molecular function: DNA-binding transcription repressor activity, RNA polymerase II-specific. NCBI's taxonomy places the organism in Eukaryota, Metazoa, Chordata, Mammalia, Artiodactyla, Balaenopteridae.